GCUGUCACUUUUAAGACACUUUUUUAAAUGUAAAUAUUUGUGAAGAAAAAGUAAAGUUUUCGAAAACUGUCCUCUCCCUUCAAUUAGUUUUAGUAAUAGUAACAAUAUGCUAGCCAAAUAUAAAAACAUUAUUGUUUUAAUUUUACUAAAUUAUUUGACUUCAAAUUUAGGCCACAAAAUUCAAAUAUAUGGCCCUGGCCUACAACCUAAAAAUAUAGUUAUGCCGGCAAGAUAUUUCGUGGUUAACUUUACAUCUAUUGAAGAAAACUCAUAUUCAAGAGAUUUAAUCUCUAACUUUGCUGUAGAAAUAAGUGGAAAGUCUUUGAAAAACAAACAUUGUCGUGUUUGGGCAAAUAAUUUGGAUCGAAAAGAUGGGACUUUUAUAGUGCGGUAUAAAGUAUAUGAGACAUGUAUUGAAUUAUCAAUUAGCAUUUAUUAUAAAAACAAGCACAUACACGAUUCACCUUUUAAAUUUGAAGGUCCCAUACAACCAGACCAAUGUGUCUGCCCAGAAGAAGAUGUGAAUCAAUGGCUUAAACAAUAUCAAUGUCCUUCAUCCUAUGAUCAAAUUGAAAUGGAUCUAAAACCAUUUCAACAACUUUUAAUGAAGAAUCAAGUACAAAAAAUUAUUAAGAAUUACCAUAAACCUGAAAGUACAAGUUUUUGUCAUUAUGUUAUAAAAAAUAAUGAAAUAUAUAGAGACUGUUAUGGAAAACAUGUUGGAUUUAACAUGUUCGCUGAUAACAUUUUGCUAUCUUUAACAAGAAAAGUUGUAUUGCCUGAUAUGGAAUUAGUAAUAAAUCUCGGUGACUGGCCAUUAGUGCACAAGGAUACUGAACCACUUCCAAUCUUUUCAUGGUGUGGUAGUAAUGAAACACUAGACAUUGUCAUGCCUACCUAUGAUAUAACCGAAUCUGCUUUAGAGAACAUGGGGAGGGUCACAUUAGAUACUUUAUCAGUUCAAGGUAAUGUGGAACAUAAGUGGGAGGACAGAGAAAAUCGUGCAUUUUGGCGAGGGCGAGACUCCCGCGCUGAGAGAUUAAAACUCAUUGAUAUAGCAAGGGCUCAUCCCGACUUAUUAAAUGCUUCUCUCACAAAUUUCUUUUUUUUUCGUGAAAAAGAAGCAGAAUAUGGACCAAAGCUACCUCAUGUUUCUUUUUUCAAAUUUUUUGAUUACAAAUACCAAAUAAAUGUUGAUGGGACAGUUGCAGCUUAUAGAUUACCAUACCUUCUAUCUGGAGGUGCCUUAGUAUUGAAGCAAGAUUCACCAUACUAUGAACACUUUUAUGGCAAAUUAAAACCUUUUGAACAUUUUGUUCCAAUAAGAAGAGAUCUAUCAGAUUUACCAGAUAAAAUUAAUUGGGCUAGAGAAAAUGAUGACAAGGCACAUCAAAUUGCUCAAAAUGCACAAAUUUUUGCUAAUUACCAUUUAUUACCGCAGCACAUAAUAUGCUAUCAUGCUGUUCUCUUCUUGGAAUGGAGUAAAAGAAUUAAAGGUGAAGUAAAAGUGGGAAAAGAUAUGACACAUGUACCACAAACGAAAUUUGAAUGCCAAUGUGAUGCCAGUGUUAAAGUCAAACAUGAAGAAUUGUAAUAAUUAUCUCUAAAAAAUAAUUAGUUUGUAUAUUUACAUCAAAAUCUCAAUUAACUUGAUAGUCUAAAUUGAAUUUUAAAAAUUCCAUGUAUAUAUAUUU
Vanessa tameamea is the source of this 1694-nucleotide messenger RNA. RefSeq names its product protein O-glucosyltransferase 2-like. The record is from RefSeq and is a predicted model, not a curated record. Gene Ontology annotation, molecular function: glucosyltransferase activity; protein binding. NCBI's taxonomy places the organism in Eukaryota, Metazoa, Arthropoda, Insecta, Lepidoptera, Nymphalidae. The transcript has 6 exons. The coding region runs from base 107 to 1594 and encodes 495 amino acids. Gene Ontology annotation, cellular component: endomembrane system.